GAUUUUAUAUGAAUUUAUGCUUGAAUGCGGAAAAAUUUAAAUAAGGCAGACGUGGAUUUGUAUAAGGUGACGUUUGGAUGACGUUUAGUACCGCCCAUGAUUGUGGUUUCAACUAGGUCCUCUAGUCAACGAUAAAACGUUCGGCUCUUAGGUCUUUCUCAUACUGUUUUUUUUUUUUCGUUGUGAAGAGAACAAGCAUAUCAGAGAUGUCUGGAAGAGGAAAAGGCGGUAAAGGGCUCGGAAAAGGAGGCGCUAAGCGUCACCGAAAGGUUCUUCGGGAUAAUAUCCAGGGAAUCACUAAACCCGCUAUUCGGCGUCUUGCUCGCCGCGGCGGCGUCAAGCGUAUUUCUGGGCUGAUCUACGAGGAGACGCGCGGUGUGUUGAAGGUGUUUCUGGAGAACGUUAUUCGUGAUGCUGUGACCUACACCGAGCACGCUAAAAGAAAGACCGUCACCGCUAUGGAUGUUGUGUAUGCUCUGAAACGACAGGGACGCACUCUGUACGGAUUCGGAGGUUAAGAGAUUUCUGAACAAAACUAAACCCCAACGGCUCUUUUAAGAGCCACCCACCUUUUCACAAAAGUCAAAUUUCCAAUUUGAGUGACCAAGUUUUUGAAGUCACUUUUUUUUUUUUUUUUUUUUUUUUUUUUUCAUGUCUGAGAAAUUUACUUAGUUUUAAGAUACAGUAGAGAACUGGUCCUUUAAAAUACCGUUUGAGCAAUGUGGACUUGUAGAUACUUAAAAGGAAUAGUAGACUUAUGUGUAAUUCUAUCGGCCCAUGAGUGUUCUGGGUCAGUGCUGCGGUUUACUAGCGAAUUCGUAAACCGUCUGUGUUCAUGUGAAAUGUAACUUCUGAAGUACCAAGAUGGGUUUUGCCUGAUAUAAUUUUAACUGUAACAGCCCAACAACACAUUAUUCUAACUGCAUUGAAUACAUUUAAAAAUUUAAGUUAAAUGGGAUAUUCUGACACUUAGUAUGUUUAAGUCCGUAAGUGUUGUAAAAAAUGUUUUUUUUGUGUUGUGAAGUCAAGGGCCGCUUUUUAGUCUCAACCCGCCCGCUAAAUACAGUAACAGAAUCUGUAUUGUAUCUGUCUGUAUUGUACAGUUACUUUUUGUGUUUGUGUCCAGUGGUGCCAACUAAUUUUCAGAAAAAGUGGCUAAAGGAAGGUUCUCAACAAUUAUGCUUUAAGCAGUGCAUUAGUAGUUAGUUAGUAUGCUACACUCUAAAGUCUGUAAAAAUAGGGCACAAUCAUACUAUGUUAAAAUGAAAUAAUUUUCCGUAUUGGGUUUUUACCUGCAUUUUAAAUUAUGCAUUGUGUUUUGGGAUGACAAUGGAUAAUUUCCUGGACAAUUACUAAAUAUCUUCAAUUUUUCUGACAGUGUACUAACUGAUCAACAAUUGCAGGUAAGCUACUAACAAAGUGUAUCAUAAAUGAACAAUUAUUCAAUUAUUAUUAUUAUUAUGUGUAACAAUUGCAAAUAGCAGCUAACUCAGUUCACAUGAUGUGUGUACAGGCGUCUUUAGUUUCCUCUUUUUGUGUAAUUUGGAUGGAAAAUGUGCCUUUUUAUUGUCUGAGUCACUUAUCAAAAAUUGCUAA
Molecule: messenger RNA, 1596 nt
Organism: Onychostoma macrolepis
Lineage: Eukaryota; Metazoa; Chordata; Actinopteri; Cypriniformes; Cyprinidae
Product: histone H4
Exons: 1
Coding region: 207-518 (103 amino acids)
Biological process (GO): nucleosome assembly
Cellular component (GO): nucleosome
Molecular function (GO): structural constituent of chromatin; protein heterodimerization activity; DNA binding
Source: RefSeq, a predicted model, not a curated record